ACCUCCCGAUCCUUGAAGUACUCCAACACCUGAAAGAUGGGUCGAUGGCUGAAUGCAUGUUCAGAGCUGGGCUUCGCGUGAGAGAGAGGUGGUGCGUACGUCUGGCCUGACAGAGUCGAGGUCGCCACAUAUGUGCGACGGCAGAAGCAGCGGCUCGUCAGGACCGACAAACGCUGAUUCGUCGACACACACACACACACACACACACACACAUGGACACAUGCGCCACAACCGCUAUGCCAUGGUGCUGUGUGUAUAUUACAAUACCCACCAGCGAGUGACAUCAUCGACGGCCGUCUUGUGGCCCUCCGUAUGAGCGACAGCCGACCGGCGUGUUCGCACCUGCUCCCAUCCCUGAAACACACAUGCAUUCACACGCGUCUCGUAUCAGAAGGCACAUGUGGGCACCCACAUGCGCCGUAUGAACUCAAGAGUGCACAGGAAUGGCGUGAGCACCUUUUGUGUUUGAUGGCUGGCACGGACAUGGACCUUGCCGGCUGAGGUAUCGCCGCCUCGUCGAUCCUACACACAUGCAUCCAUAAAGUGCAUUGUUGCACCAUCCAUCAGCUCAGUGCGCGGUGUCCAUCAAUGUGCCAACCACACCUUUCCAGCGGGGUGCUGUCAUCGUGCCCGUUGUCGCUCUUCUGCUUGCCGUUGAUGCGCGCCUCGUGCUCACGAGUGAACUGACAGACAGCAAAAGAGAGAGGGAGAGAGAGAGAGAGAGAGAGGCGAGGCACAUUCAAACAGACAGACAGACAGGCAGACAGACAGGUGUGGGGCUGUGUGAGAGUGUCACAGGCAGGUACCCACCUGAUCGUACAGGCGGUUUGCGCCGCCGUCCGCGCACACGACAAUGGUGGAGAGGCGCAUGAGCGCGGGCACGUAGUCGGGCAGCGGCCGAUUCAACAGGAUCACGUGAAGCCUGGCGGAUGAAUGGAUUGAAUCGAAUCAACACAUGGACACGACACACGUGUGUGUGGGUUGGUGGAUGGCAUGUGCAGGUGUGCACGGUACCUACCGUGCGUCUUGGUAGCUGGAGAGCUGCCUCUUCCGCCCAAUCAGGUCCAGGAAGGACAGAUCCACUGACGAGAUCAGACACAUGCACACAGCGACAGAGCGGCGUGUGUGAGCGGUCUGUGUGCGCAUCUUCAUCCACACGUGUGUGCUUGUUUGCCCACCAACUCGGUGCCUCUCCUCUGCGCUCGUCGCCAGCGACAUAGACAGCGACAGCUGCCGAGCACAACCAACACACACACCACACGCACACACACACACACACACACACGCAGGCACCUCUUUGCCUGCCUCAGUCCCGACAGCAUGGACAUGGACGUAGGUACCUUCAU
This is a messenger RNA of Vitrella brassicaformis, 1346 nucleotides long. The record is from the annotation of a GenBank genome assembly. Lineage: Eukaryota; Vitrellaceae.